GUUUUAGCUUCGAUAACCCUACUAGGCAGACCGUUCCAUCAACUACCCUAUUACCAAACCAAUACUUUCCUUUAUCCUUUCUAAAUCUAAACUUAUCUAAAUUGAAUCCAUUAUUGCGGGUUCUCUUACGGAGGAAUAUCCUCAAACUCUUAUUUAUAUCCCCUUUGUUAAUACUCAUCUUCCACUUAUACACUUCGAUCAUGUCUCCCUCAUUCUUCGUCUUACAAGCGAAUGUAAUUUAAGGGACAUUAGUCUUUGGAAUGUAGAUAAAUCGUUCAGAGAACCAACUUCAAUCUUUCUUCAUACGGAAGAUUUCUAAUGCUAAGUAUUAAUUUAAUCAUUCUACGCUGAAUAUUUUUUAACGAAUUUAUAUCCAUCCUCCCUAUCGUGUUGGUCUCCAUCAGCGAGGUACUGACGGUGGUGGCGAAAUUGUUGGUGCUGGUUGUGUUGGUGGGGAUUUCUCUCUCUCUCCCCUCCCCCGCUGAUGUAUCUCUCCACCACGUACAGGUGCCACCAACCCCUGGGGAGACGUGUUCCACCACCAUGAGUGCCACUAGGCACACCCUUGCACUCUCACCCUUGGAGGAGGAGGUGCUCACCCCCCUGGAGCCCUUCAUUAUGUUGAGUGGGCUGCCGGGGGCGGAGACGAGACUGAUGAGAGCCUUGCUGGACGACCAUCCACAAGUGAGGUGCGGGGAGAGCCUGGGAGUCAUCCAUAACAUGGUUAGACUCUGGCGCACCUUCACCGCCCCAGCAGAAAGGCAGAGGCUCCAGCUGGCUGGUAUAUCUCAGAUGGUGGUGAUGGAGGCGGCGCAAUUGUUUCUACUGGAUGUGUUGGCCAACAAUGGCCCCUCAGCGUCCCGCCUCUGUACCAGGGACGUCCUGGCCCUCACCGGGGGUGUCUUCUUGAAGACUCUCUUCCCAAAUGUCAAAUUCAUCUUCCUGGUCAGGGACACCAGGGCCGCCGCCACUCAUCUAGUUCACAGACAGGAAGACGCUGGAGAGGGUGUUGGAGUUCCUGGAGGUGGAGUGGGACGAGGCGGUCCUUCACCACCACCUACACACAGGUGUCUUCGUCUCAAGGACAGCAAGAGGCAGCUCUACCUGGACUCCCUCACCGCCUGGGUUGUUCACUUCCCAGACUACCUGAAACUCUGCCCCCGCUGCUACUACCACCAAGCCAAGUUCCUGGGUUACGACUCUUUCUCCUUCCCACCGGAUUACUCCCGCUUGGCUUCCUACGACUGGAGCAGCCCCAUGCCCUGGCGGCCAGGCAGGGGCGUCCAGGAGUUUCUCACGCUGGUUGGUAAACUUGCUGCGAAGGGCGCGGGGCAGCCUGUCCACAACAACAGCCAUGUUGACUUAUACAUGAGGGCAUUCUUGUACGUGUAAGUGUGUAGACCAACAUAACAUGAUGGACUUCCUAGACACUUAGAUAUAUGUGUUUUGGAGACGCUUUACCAACCGGUGGGUUCAUCAGUCCAAUACGGAGAAUAAUACUGGAGAGGGUGGAAGACGUGAAGUAGUUUGAGGUGAUCAGCCCCUCAACCUUGGAAAAAAGUGAUCAGUCCCUAAGCCUUAGAAACAGAUGAUCAGUCCCUCAGCCUUGGAAAGGGGUAAUUAGUCCAAAAAUCCUUCUGACAGAGAUACUUCCUGUACAUAUGAAUGAGUAGACUGUUCAACAGCCUCCCGCCAGACCCCUGGCAGCCCUCAAGAGGGAGCUGGACAGAUACUUAAAGUCUAUGCCAGAUCAGCCGGGCUGUAGUUCGUACGUUGGUCUACGUGCGGCCAGCAGUAACAGCCUGGUUGAUCAGGCCCUGAACCACCGGGAGGCCUGGUCGUGGACCGGGCCGCGGGGGCAUUGAUCCCCGGAAUAUCCUCCAUGUAGUAGUGUAUAUGAGGGUUUUUCUGUACGUAUGAGCGUGUCGUCCUGCACAAAACGUAUUUCCUGUGUACGAGUGUAUUAUAAGCCUUAUUAAUAAAUACCGACAAGUUGGUUUGGUUUAGAUAAACAAGUAAUCUUACGUGUAAGCAAAUAUGUCCUCGUGUUUAAUUACGUGUAUUUCUAAACCAAAGACAGACUGUUGAUUUGGUAAGACAAUAACCUAAAGAAUCUGACAAAAUGUA
Cherax quadricarinatus is the source of this 2127-nucleotide messenger RNA. The record is from RefSeq and is a predicted model, not a curated record. Lineage: Eukaryota; Metazoa; Arthropoda; Malacostraca; Decapoda; Parastacidae.